GCUUUAUUGGCAUCUAACCACUCCCGUGAUCACUACUUCUUACUUUUGUCACUCGGGUGGUUUCUCCCUCUUUUUUCUUUUCUUUGUUUUUUUUUAAAAAUAAAGCAGCUGAUGGGAAGGAAACCUUGCUGUGACAAAUUUGUGGUGAAGAAAGGACCAUGGACAGCUGAGGAAGACGCCAAACUCGUCAGUUUCAUCCUCACCAAUGGCCACUGCUGCUGGCGUGCCGUUCCGAAGCUCGCUGGCCUCCGCCGCUGCGGCAAGAGCUGCCGCCUCCGCUGGACUAACUACCUCCGCCCUGACUUGAAGCGUGGCCUACUCAACGAGGAGGAAGAGAAGUUGGUCAUUGAUCUUCAUGCCCGCCUCGGCAAUAGGUGGUCAAAGAUAGCAUCAAGCUUGCCUGGAAGAACAGAUAACGAGAUCAAGAAUCACUGGAACACUCACAUAAAGAAAAAACUCAUCAAAAUGGGCAUUGAUCCCAUUACACACGAACCACUCCAUCAAGAACCAGACCCAAUAAUAAUCUCUCAACAAAUGCCUCAUUCACCUUCUAAUAAUAAUAAUAAUAAUUGCCUGAAUUCGGAUAAUUUCAAUUACAGUACCGGUCAGGAGUCCCCUGAAAAUGCCAACAACCAAACAACCUCCAAUGACAACCUUACCUUCCCGCGAAAAAAUUUAACCGGCUUUGAAACUCAAAAGGAUGAUGAUGACGACCCAUUAAUGAGUUGCAUUCAAUCUGAAACAUUUCUUGAUGAUGCAUUCUGGAACUUUGCUACUACUUCGGGAGGAGAUCAAGAUUAUACUGCGUUCGGAUUGUCUUCUUCUUCUUCUUCUUCUUCAUCUUCGUCGGAGGAUUGUAACUCUACAUGGUUGUUGGAUUAUAAUGAUUUUGAUUUUGAUUUGGAGUGUUUCAACAUAGACAUGAGCACAUUUGAAGUGGAUGCGACCAUUAAUUAGCCUACACUUUAUCACUAAGCCCACAAUGAACCAAUAAGAAGGUGACAGCUCUUCAGCAUUGGAAAUAUUCAGAAGCUAUUUUGUAGUAUAUUAUGAAGUACCAAAAGCCCACCCCCCUCUAAAGAGAUGUGUGGUUGAAACUACUAUGAUAACAUCGUAGUACCUUCGCAUGUGAAGAUGAUGCAGAAGACGUUAAUAAUGUGUAAUUAAGGAUGUCUUUGGACACCUAACGGAAACUACUAUGAUAGCAUCGUAGUACCUUCGCAUGUGAAGAUGAUGCAGAAGAUGUUGAUAAUGUGUAAUUAAGGAUGUCUUUGGACACCAAACGAUAAAUAAAGUAAAAGAUAUGUUAUGUAUUAACAAAAUUUGUAGAAGUUGUUGAUAACGUGUAAUUAAGGUUGUCUUUUGGACACCAAACGAUAAAUAAAAUAAAAGAUAUGUUAUGUAUUAACCAAA
Camellia sinensis is the source of this 1413-nucleotide messenger RNA. RefSeq names its product transcription factor MYB17. The record is from RefSeq and is a predicted model, not a curated record. Lineage: Eukaryota; Viridiplantae; Streptophyta; Magnoliopsida; Ericales; Theaceae.